Molecule: messenger RNA, 1697 nt
Organism: Vigna unguiculata (cowpea)
Lineage: Eukaryota; Viridiplantae; Streptophyta; Magnoliopsida; Fabales; Fabaceae
Product: acetolactate synthase small subunit 1, chloroplastic-like
Biological process (GO): L-valine biosynthetic process
Cellular component (GO): cytosol
Molecular function (GO): acetolactate synthase activity; acetolactate synthase regulator activity
Source: RefSeq, a predicted model, not a curated record
AGUUGAAGUAGUAGAGGAAGCACACAAGUUGCGCUCACUGACACACAUUCUCUCUGCUACUGCUGCCGCCACCACCGUUGCUCUCACUUUGUUUGCCUUGUGGUUAUGGCAGCCACUCUAACCCCAAUCCAAACCCUCAAGUUCCCUUCUCUUCAACCUAAACCUCUCUUCUCUCUCAAACUACCUUCCUUCUUCACACCUCACACUUUCACCGCCCACAAUCUCACAGUCUCCGCCGCCACCUCCUCUAACACAACCGUCUCCGCCAGCACCCCUCCCUCUCCGCCCUCUCCCGCUCGCUCAAAGGUUCGGCGGCACACGAUUUCGGUGUUCGUCGGCGAUGAGAGCGGAAUGAUAAAUAGGAUUGCCGGCGUUUUCGCGCGGAGAGGAUACAACAUCGAAUCGCUCGCCGUUGGCCUCAAUGAGGACAAGGCUCUGUUCACCAUUGUCGUGUCAGGGACCGAUAAGGUGCUGCGCCAAGUCAUGGAGCAGCUUCAGAAGCUCGUCAACGUUUUGAAGGUAGAGGAUCUUUCAAGGGAACCGCAGGUCGAACGUGAAUUGAUGCUCAUAAAAGUGCAUGCGGAUCCGAAGCACCAUGCGGAGUUGAAGUGGUUGGUGGACAUUUUCAGAGCUAAGAUUGUUGAUAUCUCGGAACAUUCGGUGACAAUUGAGGUCACUGGAGAUCCAGGGAAGAUGGCCGCUGUUCAAAGAAAUUUUAGCAAGUUUGGAAUUAAAGAAAUAGCUAGAACUGGAAAGAUUGCAUUAAGAAGGGAAAAGAUGGGUGCAUCUGCUCCAUUUUGGCGGUAUUCAGCUGCAUCUUAUCCAGAUCUUGAAAGAAAAACACCUGUUAAUGCCCUUGUGGGAGCAAAAAAUGUGAAUUCUGUUGCCAAAAAUGAUACGCCUGUGGGGGGGGACGUUUAUCCUAUAGAACCUUCAGAGAGUUUUACAGUCAAUCAAGUACUUGAUGCUCACUGGGGUGUUCUCAAUGAUGAAGAUGUUAGUGGAAUUCGGUCACACACUUUAUCCAUGCUUGUGAAUGAUUCUCCUGGGGUUCUAAACAUUGUUACAGGAGUUUUUGCUAGAAGGGGCUAUAACAUUCAGAGUUUAGCUGUAGGACAUGCAGAAGUUCAAGGACUUUCUCGACUUACAACUGUGGUUCCUGGGACAGAUGAGACAAUCAGCAAGCUGGUUCAGCAACUCUAUAAGCUAGUAGAGCUGCAUGAGGUUCGUGAUAUCACCCACUUGCCAUUUGCUGAGCGAGAAUUAAUGCUAAUAAAGAUUGCUGUAAAUGCUGCUGCACGGCGUGAUGUCCUCGAUAUUGCCAGCAUAUUCCGGGCCAGAGCUGUUGAUGUAUCUGAUCACACAAUAACUUUGGAGCUCACUGGAGAUUUGGACAAGAUGGUUGCAUUGCAGAGAUUGUUAGAACCAUAUGGCAUUUGUGAGGUGGCACGAACGGGACGUAUUGCUCUAGUCCGUGAGUCAGGCGUGGACUCUAAGUACUUGCGUGGAUAUUCCUACCCCUUAUAAGGUCUUCACCUCCAACCACCACUCAGUUUCAUAUUCGGUACAAACAAAAUUUUGGAUGCUACUUGUUUAAACUUAAAUUGCUUAUUUAGUGUCAUACUAUGCACCUAUCUUUUCAAAUAUUUUAUAUCUUAUACUCAUUUUAAUAUAUAAAAAUAUAUUAAAAAGUUAAA